CAGUGAGUGUGGCCGGCACGUGUGCAGAAGGGAGGGCAGCGCUACAGUAGGACAGUACAGGCUGUUAUUAGCGGAGAUGCCGUGCCACUUACUGUACUCUGGUAUCAUAGCAGUAUAGAGUGGUGUAAUUGAGUCUCAGUGCUGAGGGUGACGGAGAGGCAGCCCCUGUUAUGUAUGACUACAUCGCUGUGAUUGCGCACACAGGGACAGAGCAGUGGGAAGAGGCGCUCAGUUGAAUGGUCGCAGAUCGCUCGUAUCGCACAGACAAGUGUCGGACUGGACUCUGGUUUAAUGUUUGCGAUCCAGCGUGAUUAUUAGCGCAGUAUUAGCGUGUGUGUAACUAGCAGAACCCGUGAAACUGCCCCCUUGCCCCUGGCUGUGCUGUUUUGCCCCGUGUCCUUCCCGGGGGAUGAUUGGCAGUAUGCCCUGAGGCGCACCAUGCAGAAGAGUUUGCGCCUGAACGAAGGACACGCUCUGUACCUGGCGCUACUGGCCCGCAAGGAGGGCAACCAGAGGGGCUUCCUCAGCAAGAAGGCCACGGAGACCAGCAGGUGGCACGACAAGUGGUUUGCCCUGUACCAGAAUGUCCUCUUCUACUUCGACUCGGAGCAGAGCGGGAGACCCUCGGGGGUUUAUUUGCUGGAGGGCUGCAGCUGUGAGAGGGUCAUAGCACCCCUAGUGGCCAGCGGGGGCAAAGACACCAUGGAGAAGCAGCAUUACUUCACUGUUAACUUUGGCCAUGAAGGGCAGAAACCUCUGGAACUACGCUGUGAAGAGGAAUCUGACCAAGAUGAAUGGGUAGAAGCCAUACACCAAGCAAGUUACUCUGAUGUCCUAAUCGAGAGAGAAGUAUUGAUGCAGAAGUAUAUUCAUUUGGUGCAAAUUGUAGAAACAGAAAAAAUUGCUGCCAAUCAACUUCGACAACAGCUUGAAGAUCAAGAUACUGAAAUAGAAAGGCUUAAAUCUGAGAUUGUAGCCCUCAAUAAAACAAAGGACAGAAUGCGUCCCUAUCAAAUGAAUCAAGAGGAUGAGGAUCCAGACAUUAAGAAGAUAAAAAAGGUUCAGAGUUUUAUGCGUGGAUGGCUUUGCAGGAGAAAAUGGAAGACAAUUGUACAGGACUAUAUCUGUUCCCCCCAUGCUGAAAGCAUGAGAAAGCGGAACCAGAUUGUUUUUAACAUGGUGGAAGCAGAGGCAGAAUAUGUGCACCAGCUUUAUAUACUUAUCAACUGCUUCCUCAGGCCCCUCAGAAUGGCAGCAAGCUCCAAGAAACCACCAAUCAGCCAUGAUGAUGUUAGCAGCAUCUUCCUAAACAGCGAAACCAUAAUGUUUCUUCAUGAAAUAUUCCACCAGGGAUUGAAAGCAAGAAUUAAUAAUUGGCCUACUUUGAUUUUAGCUGACUUAUUUGAUAUCCUGCUUCCAAUGUUGAACAUCUACCAAGAGUUUGUUCGGAACCACCAAUACAGCCUGCAAGUGCUGGCGAACUGUAAGCAAAACAGAGAUUUUGACAAACUUUUGAAGCAAUAUGAAACCAAUCCAGCUUGUGAAGGGAGAAUGCUCGAGACAUUCCUUACCUAUCCCAUGUUUCAGAUCCCUCGGUACAUUAUAACUCUCCAUGAACUUUUGGCCCACACACCUCAUGAGCAUAUUGAGAGAAAAAGCUUAGACUUUGCACAAUCAAAACUGGAAGAGCUGUCUAGGAUUAUGCAUGAUGAAGUCAGUGACACAGAGAACAUCCGCAAGAACCUGUCUAUCGAGAGAAUGAUUGUGGAAGGUUGUGAUAUUUUAUUAGAUACAAGCCAGACAUUUGUACGCCAAGGUACUCUCAUUCAAGUUCCUUCUGUGGAGAGGGGGAAACUUAGCAAAGUCCGCCUGGGCCCAUUGUCUUUGAAAAGAGAAGGGGAGAGACAAUGCUUUUUAUUCACAAAGCAUUUUUUAAUUUGCACUAGAAGCUCAGGGGGAAAACUGCAUUUACUCAAGACAGGGGGAGUCCUGUCGUUGAUAGAAUGCACAUUAAUUGAAGAACCAGAUAUAGGUGAAGAUGAAUCAAAGGGCACAGGGUAUGUUUUUGGACAUUUGGAUUUCAAGAUUGUUGUAGAAUCAGUUGAUUCCCCUCCAUUUACUGUGGUUCUUCUUGCACCUUCACGUCAAGAAAAAGCUGCUUGGACAAGUGAUAUCAGCCAGUGUGUAGAGAACAUAAGGUGCAAUGGCUUGAUGAGCAAUGUAUUUGAGGAGAACUCCAAAGUUACAGUCCCACACAUGAUCAGAUCAGAUGCCCGAUUACAUAAAGAUGAUGUGGAUAUCUGCUUUAGUAGAACACUGAACUCAUGCAAAGUCCCUCAGAUCCGCUAUGCAAGUGUGGAACGCCUGUUGGAGAGACUAACUGACUUGCGCUUCCUUAGCAUUGAUUUUCUCAAUACAUUCCUGCACACCUAUCGUAUAUUUACUACUGCAUUUGUGGUGCUUGAGAAGCUUGCUGAUAUUUACAAAAGACCCGUCACUUCAAUUCCUUUAAGAUCCCUGGAACUGUUUUUUGCUACAACCCAAAACAUCAGUGAUGGGAAGUCACCACAUCUCUGUCGCAAGUUAUCCUCACCUCCACCCAUGUCUCUUUCAAGAACCUCUUCUCCAAUCAGGGCCAGGAAACUAUCACUUAAUUCUCCACUGAACUUAAGAAUUGGAGCUUUGGAUUUAUCCACUUCAUCUAGUACAAGCAGCCCUACCUCUGUAUUCAGCCCUGCCACUUCUCCACCUCCCACAACUGCUAAAGUACCUCUUGAUCUUAGUAAAGGACUCUCCUCUCCAGAGCAAAGUCCCGGAUCCAUUGAUGAGAAUUCUGAAAACCCACGCAUUGAUUUGUGUAACAAAUUGAGAAGAAGUAUUCGAAGAGCUGCGGUUUUAGAAUCUGUUUCACUGGAUAGGACAAUUAUUGAGAGCAGCCAGUCUACAGAUACAGCAGAAAAUUCUCCAUCCAGGUCCCCCUCAACUCCUAGACAUCUCCGAUACCGCCCAACAGGAGUGCAGGCAUCUGACAACCAGCGUGGCUGUUCUGUGUCACCAGCCUCUGCCUUUGCCAUUGCUACAGCUGGAGCUGGUCAUGGAAGUCCCCCAGGCUUUAAUAACAUGGAGCGAUUGUGCGACAAGGAGUUUAUAAUCCGCAGAGCUGCAACAAACCGAGUAUUGAAUGUUCUUCGUCACUGGGUCUCUAAGCACGCACAGGAUUUUGAGUUAAACCAUGUAAUAAAAAUGAAUGUUGUGAAUUUGUUGGAAGAUGUACUACGUGACCAUGACCUGCUACCCCAAGAGAGAAAAGCAGCUACUAACAUUUUAAGUGCCCUAUCUCAGGAGGAACAAGAUGACUGCCACCUGGUCCUGGAGGACAUUAUAAAUAUGUCAGAGAGUCCCAGCUCAGAGUGCCUGGAAACCCUCUCUGCUAUGGAACUGGCGGAGCAGAUAAGCCUCUUAGAUCACAUCGUGUUUAGAAGCAUACCAUACCAAGAGUUUCUUGGUCAAGGUUGGAUGAAACCAGACAAAUCUGAGAGGACACCGUAUAUAAUGAAAACUAGUCAACAUUUUAAUGAUAUGAGUAACCUUGUUGCCUCAGAAAUCAUGAAACAUCCCGAUGUCCCAUCCAGAGCUAGCUCCAUUGAGAAGUGGGUGGUGGUAGCGGAAAUAUGCCGUUGUAUGCACAAUUACAAUGGAGUGCUGGAAAUCACAUCAGCCUUGAACAGAAGUGCUGUCUACAGACUCAAGAAAACUUGGGCUAAAGUUUCUAAACAGACAAAGGCUCUAAUGGAUAAGCUUCAAAAGACUGUAUCGUCUGAAGGAAGAUUUAAAAAUCUCAGAGAAACCCUCAAAAACUGUAACCCACCUUCAGUGCCCUACCUUGGAAUGUAUUUGACCGACCUUGCAUUUAUAGAAGAGGGUACCCCAAACUUCACUGAGGAAGGCCUUGUCAAUUUUUCCAAAAUGCGAAUGAUAUCACAUAUAAUUAGAGAAAUACGGCAAUUCCAGCAGACCCCUUACCGCAUAGAGCACCAGCCUAAGGUCACUCAAUUUCUUCUGAACAAGUCUUGCAUUCUGGAUGAAGAUAAUCUAUAUGAAUUGUCCUUGAGGAUUGAACCACGUCUCCCAGCAUGAAGAGAAUUUAAUUGUGUGUUCCCUGUGCAACGCUGCUUUCAACUCACCAUUGGAACUGUGCCCAGCAGAGCACGAGAAGGGCAGAAGGUGAAGCUCAACCCUCAGUGGAAAGCAGCUGCCAGUGGGCAUCUUAUUCCAUCUUGAAUCCAUGUGGAAAGUUAGGAUCUACAGAAAAUGAGCAUUAAGGCUGUGGACUUUGAUUUUGUGACCAUAGGAAACAACUGGCAGAACAUUAAGGUGGCCACUCUGUGGCAGGUUUAGAAGUAAUAUGUGACUUUGAUGUGCAUAUGGGCCAAACCAAGGAUGGUUUCUUAGGGAUGUUCUGCAAGGGAAACAACAUUGGUUGUGCACUGUGGAUAUGCCUUGUUACAAUUAGCAGAACACGUGUGGGGAGAGAGCUGUGCUGGUUAGACUUUCACAGAGGGAACAGCUGGUACCACCUUCAUGAACGUUCAAGGAAAAAGUCCAGGAGAAACAGAGAAAUGUGUUAUUUUCAUAGGUCAACAUUUAUUCAAUGACAUUUAAACUGAUGUAAAUUGUAUAUUGUGCUUGGCCAUUCAUGCUGUUCCGUGUCCCAGAACACUGUGAGUGUAGGACCAGCUGGGGAAGGGAAUGAAUUGAUUUUAUUAAUUUUCUAUGUCCCUUUUUUUCUCGUGUCUCUGAUUUUUUUUUACUGUAAUAUCUUUGUCAGGUUUACACUUGUCACAGUACAUUGAUAUUCCUCUGUUUUACACAAAGAGCUACCGUUGUUUUAUGUCUUAUGUUUGUGCCUUUAUCAUCCAGAUUUUAAAUAUCUGAAUUAACCUUCAGCUUGCAGUUUCAUCCUCAAUCGUGUGCCUCCUUUACUUCUUGCAGCCCCUGCUACAGUUUCUCCAUUUUAGACCCUAGCAGACCCUUUUUUGCAUUAUUCCCCCUUUACUCUGAUGUAUCACAGAGAAACUAGAGAAAUGGGCUGAGAACUGGGACACAACAGUCGGAUAUUUGUGGCAUCAACUUGAGACAAAAUCUACUGUUGCACGGCUGCUGUCUAAAAGCUAAAGCUUUGUCUAAAAAGUAACUAUAGUUUCAUUUGUUGCAGAUGUUUAUGAUAUGCCUCCAUGGACCAUGCUUUUCACUCUUCUUUUCUUACUCUUGAAACAUUGCCAUGAUUUGCAUGCACUGUGUAAUGGAUACAGAUGAAAUUUAAUUUAAAGGUCAAGAUAAAAUCUA
Messenger RNA from Xenopus laevis (African clawed frog), 5346 nucleotides. It is a transcript of the gene rasgrf2.S, whose product is annotated as ras-specific guanine nucleotide-releasing factor 2-like. The record is from RefSeq and is a predicted model, not a curated record. The coding region runs from base 439 to 4137 and encodes 1232 amino acids. Lineage: Eukaryota; Metazoa; Chordata; Amphibia; Anura; Pipidae. The transcript has 27 exons.